Messenger RNA from Actinia tenebrosa (Australian red waratah sea anemone), 1386 nucleotides. RefSeq lists its product as uncharacterized. The record is from RefSeq and is a predicted model, not a curated record. NCBI's taxonomy places the organism in Eukaryota, Metazoa, Cnidaria, Anthozoa, Actiniaria, Actiniidae.
AGAGGACUCUCCUCCUCUGGGCAGAGGAUAAACUGAUAGAUUAGUUUAAGAGAUAACCUUGCCUCGCAGUAGUCAAUCCUCAGAGCUUGAUUUCAGGCAACAUAUAAAAGAAUAUUGAUGACCAAUUGAGGGCCAGAAUUUUUGCAUGACAGCUAACGAUCAAGCUAAUGUCUAAAUACAGACGAUGGAAAUCCUAUUUGUGGUUAGGUUCAACUGAAGAUCGAGCUUAGCUAACAAGUCAGAUGCAAUAGAAACGAAUGGGAAAUAUUAUCGAAAAAUAUACCAAUCUGACUAGCAAAACAGACAACAUCAUGGCAAAGAGUUCUCCCUCUGGGUUGCGAAUUGGCGAAUGCGAUGAACUUGUCCAAGGCGCACAAUCAGAGUGGAUCACCAAAGUCGUGGCCUUCAUCWUUAUAUUUUUAUUGUGUAUCUUUUGGAAUUCAWUUGUUAUUUUCUUGAUMUACAAGUCAAAAAGGCUUCACAAGGACAUGUGYUACUUGGUCGUUAACAUGGCCGUAGCCGACAUGUUGGUCAUGUCACUUGGCUUAAGAGAAUGGAUGAGUAUUCUUCUCUCYAACUCUCGAUCAUGGAAGAUAGGAGGAGCGUUAGGGACUGUAACUUGCAAAAUCGUCACUCUGUUUCGAUUUGUGGCGCCUAUUGURUCGCUGACGACAUUGAUCGCAAUAUCUGUCGAGCGCCUUCGAGCCGUGUCAAGCCCCACCAGGGUACAACCUGCAGGAAAAUUGCUUUUCUGUUCCCUGCUAAGUUUGACAUGGUUGAUUCCUAUUGCCUUGUACAGCUACACUCUCUAYGCCUUUGAUGUAAUAUCAUUCAGAGACGAAUUGUACUGCAUUGAUCUCUAUUUAGAUAAAAACGGCUGGGUUCUUUACUACUUUGUAUUUUACGUUAUCGUUGUCGUGAUGUUCUUCACCCUCGUCUUUCUCGACAUAGCGAUUAUGAAGAAGCUGUACAAGACCCAGCGAGCAAUUCAGCUUUCUGAUUCACAAAAGAAGAAAAGAGAGAUCAAGUUCGUACGAGCCGUACGCAUGAUCACAUGCUGUUCAGUGCUGUUUGUCGUUUGCUGGGGCCCGAGAAGCUGUCUACGAUUUCUCGAUCACCUCAAUGUCUUUGAGUUCGAUUAUUGUGUCACCAAAGAUUUCUUUUUCUGUAUCGAUUUUCUUUUCUAUUUGAAUUUUUCGUCUUCGCCAAUAGUUUAUUUUACGUUUUUAAAGGAUUUUCGCGAUGCCAUGAAGGAAACUAUCCGCUCUCUUAGGRAGAAAUGAUGACAAAAAAGUUGGCAAUUGAAAAGAAAAUGUCAUAAGAAGAAGAACAAAGAAAAUCUAAACAAAUAAGGAAAAGAAAAAAGAAGAAAAAAAGAAAGCAAAA